Molecule: messenger RNA, 1098 nt
Organism: Aspergillus affinis
Lineage: Eukaryota; Fungi; Ascomycota; Eurotiomycetes; Eurotiales; Aspergillaceae
Product: SIR2 family NAD-dependent protein deacylase
Exons: 1
Coding region: 1-1098 (365 amino acids)
Molecular function (GO): NAD+ binding; histone deacetylase activity, NAD-dependent
Source: RefSeq, a predicted model, not a curated record
AUGGGGAACGAAUCUUCGACCUUGAUAGACGACACAACGCCCCCUUCCGUGCUCGAGGCGCGCACGGUUGAGGCACUGGCCAAGUACAUCAAAGAAAAGGAUGUCCGACGCAUUGUGGUGAUGGUCGGCGCGGGCAUCAGCACGUCAGCGGGUAUUCCCGACUUCCGUUCACCAGACACUGGGAUAUACGCCAAUUUAGCCCACCUCGACCUGCCCGAUCCCGAAGCAGUGUUCGACAUUUCGUUUUUCAGAGAGAAUCCGCGACCGUUCUACGCCUUGGCGCGGGAGCUGGCCCCCGGCCGCUAUCGACCGACCAUUGCGCAUUCGCUGAUCAAGCUGCUGUAUGAUAAGGGCUUGCUGCUGAAGCACUUCACGCAGAACAUCGAUUGCCUCGAGCGUCUGGCGGGCGUGCCGGGUGAGAUCAUCGUCGAGGCCCACGGUAGUUUCGCCAAUCAGCAUUGCAUCGACUGUGGCGCGGAAUACCCGGAGGCCCUGAUGAAGGAUGCCAUUGCUAAGGGCGAGGUACCGCACUGUUCCCAGUGCAACGGACUCGUGAAGCCCGACAUCGUCUUCUUUGGCGAAUCUCUGCCCGGGGACUUCUUCGACAACCGAACCCUUCCCGAGGAGGCCGACCUCUGUAUCGUCAUGGGCACGAGCCUUUCCGUGCAACCGUUUGCAAGUCUGCCGGCGUUUUGUCGGGAUGGGACCCCGCGCAUUCUGAUUAACAUGGAACGAGUAGGAGGGAUGGGCUCCCGUGCUGACGAUGUCCUCAUCCUGGGCGAUUGCGACACGGGGGUGCGGAAGUUUGCUCGCGCUCUCGGCUGGGAACAAGACCUGGAGCUCCUCUGGCAGGCGACGAAUCCCGACAAGGAAUCCCGCGAAGCCGAGAUGGAAGUGAAGACUAAGGAUGAACGGCUUCGGGAUGAAGUGGAGCGACUGACCGAGGAGGUGGACCGGACUCUGGGGAUCUCGACCGCCUACGAGCAGCGGGUGCGACAGCAUUUGAACGGGUCGGGGAAGCAGGCCGGAGCAAGGAGAAGCAGCGAACCGGAGAAGAUCGGGGGAUUAGCGCAUGUGUUCCCUCACCUAGCGCGGUAA